Messenger RNA from Eublepharis macularius, 6788 nucleotides. It is a transcript of the gene RALGPS1, whose product is annotated as Ral GEF with PH domain and SH3 binding motif 1. Lineage: Eukaryota; Metazoa; Chordata; Lepidosauria; Squamata; Eublepharidae. Gene Ontology annotation, molecular function: guanyl-nucleotide exchange factor activity. Gene Ontology annotation, biological process: positive regulation of GTPase activity; Ras protein signal transduction. The record is from RefSeq and is a predicted model, not a curated record. Gene Ontology annotation, cellular component: plasma membrane. Bases 415 to 2163 code for a protein of 582 amino acids. The transcript is spliced from 21 exons.
UUCUCCCUCGCAGCCCUUCUCAAGCCGCCCCCUCCCCCGGGCCCUGCGGCCGAGCUCGGCCUCGUCGUCCUGUCCUCGCCGGCGGCUGGAGCUGCAGCGGACGCGCGGAAGGGGGGGAGGGGGCUGGCCGUGGCCGUGGCGGCGGCUUCAGCGUCCGGCUCCGUCCUUUCUUGCGUCUCCGUCGGGGUGGCCUCGAGGAGGAACAGGGCGGACUGGGCCGGCGGCAGGUGGGGCCGCUCCGCCCCUCCCUCUGAGCAGAAACUUCUGUUCUGAGAAAUGCGUUGCAAUGCCUCACUUGUGUUUAAUCAUCCAGACUUAAAACUGGGAAAAAAAAAACAUUAUGGCGAUUCUCCAUUCAUCAUGUUGCAUUACCAGCGGUGGCUGAGUUGAAGUUUCCUAUAUCCUAGGGAGAGUAUGUAUACAAGGAAUGGCCUCAUGGCCAACGUGACAGUGACCUCCGCCACUCCAGAGGGCAGUAGCAGUUCUGACUCACUGGAAGGACGGAGUUCAGAUUAUGCCCAUAAAAGCUAUGAUGCAGUUGUAUUUGAUGUAUUGAAAGUAACACCAGAGGAGUUUGCAAGUCAGAUUACGUUAAUGGAUAUGCCAGUAUUUAAAGCUAUACAGCCAGAGGAAUUAGCAAGUUGUGGAUGGAAUAAGAAAGAGAAACACAUCCUUGCCCCUAAUAUUGUUGCCUUUACAAGGAGAUUUAAUCAGGUCAGUUUCUGGGUUGUACGAGAAAUUUUAACAGCACAGACCUUGAAAAUAAGGGCAGAAAUAUUGAGCCAUUUUGUGAAAAUAGCAAAGAAACUUCUAGAACUGAACAGCCUUCAUUCCCUCAUGUCUGUGGUAUCAGCACUGCAAAGCGCACCUAUUUUCAGGCUAACAAAAACCUGGGCACUUCUGAAUCGUAAAGACAAGACCACCUAUGAGAAGCUGGAUUACUUAAUGUCUAAGGAAGAUAAUUAUAAAAGGAUGCGGGAAUACAUCAGAUGCUUGAAGAUGGUCCCCUGUAUUCCUUAUUUAGGGAUUUAUCUGUUGGAUUUAAUCUACAUUGAUUCAGCGUAUCCUGCUUCAGGCAGCAUCAUGGAGAAUGAACAAAGAUCCAAUCAAAUGAACAAUAUCCUCCGAAUAAUUGCUGAUUUGCAAGUCUCCUGUAGCUACGAUCACCUUAUAACGCUGCCCCAUGUGCAAAAAUACUUAAAGUCUGUCCGGUACAUUGAAGAACUUCAAAAAUUUGUAGAAGACGACAACUACAAAUUAUCCCUAAGAAUUGAACCAGGAAACAGCUCUCCACGAUUGGUAUCUUCAAAGGAAGAUCUUGCAGGUCCGUCAGAGGUGUCAGCAGCUGUGAGGUUCAGCAGGAGACCAACCUGUCCUGAUGCCUCGGUGGCAGCCAGCCUGCCAACUCCUCCUGUACCACGACACAGGAAGAGUCACAGCCUGGGAAACAAUAUGAUGUGUCAGUUAAGUGUAGUUGAAAGUAAAAGUGCAACGUUCCCAACAGAGAAGCCUCGCCACCUGCUGGAUGACAGUGUUCUAGAAUCCCACAGUCCUGUCAGAAACCACACACUAAACUCUGUUUUCACCAAUGGUAUUUCUAUAGGAAGCAGUGAAAGUUCAGAAUUUAGCGAGGAGCCUUCUUCAGGGCUUGAAAGGGGUCGGUUGUAUGCCACGCUGGGGCCCAACUGGCGGGUACCAAUUCGGAAUUCUCCCAGAAGUCGCAGCUGUGUCUACAGUCCAACAGGAGCCUGUAGCUGCACUUCGGGGAGUUCCAUGGGAGUUGUAACCAUGGAAGGACCUUUAAGAAGGAAGACAUUACUAAAGGAAGGCAGGAAGCCUACACUUUCCUCGUGGACUAGGUAUUGGGUUACCCUUUCAGGAUCUACUCUGAUCUACUUUGGAGCAAAGUCUUUAAGAGGCACUGAAAGAAAGCACUAUAAAUCUACUCCAGGAAAAAGGGUUUCCGUUGUUGGAUGGAUGGUCGCACUGCCUGAUGAUCCUGAACAUCCUGACAUUUUUCAGCUAAAUAAUCCCGAUAAAGGCAAUGUUUACAAGUUUCAGACUGGUUCAAGGUUUCAUGCAAUACUGUGGCACAAGCAUUUGGACGACGCAUGCAAAAGCAACAGGCCUCAGGUACCUGCAAACCUUAUGUCAUUCGAAUAACAUGCUUCAGUGUGUGGUGUGACUUCAAGUGCCAAACUGCAGGAUAAGGAAUUGUUCCCACAGGAGAACAGAGGAAGGAGACUACAGAGUGAGCCAGCUGUCUGUAACAGCAACUUCAGCACUUUUCUAUGUAACUUGAAAGUAAUUAUGACAGAGCUUCUAAAAGCAGAAAGUGAAUGUUGUCCAUAGGACAGGAUCUAACCCAAUGCACUGAUGAAAGAGAUGAUUUAGACUGAUCCAAAAUGUAUCCUGCCCCCAACACAGGAUCCUCGAGUCCUUGACUUUAGCUUUGUGGUCACAGACUGCCGUGGAUUUCUGUUCUACCACAAACUGUGUAUCACAUCUUCUGCAAAUUCUUUUUUUUUACCUGCUCUUUUUAUUGUUGAGCUGCUUUAUGUGACUGAAGAACAUUUAGCCCAUGUUGGGUUUUCAAUUAUUUCUAAUGCACAAUACAAUUGACAGUGUUAACAUGCUGCAAAGUGUCAAUUAGAAUAGGACAUUGUGGAACAACAUUUUUCUAACCUUAAGUGCACUGAGUUGCUUGACAAUGUGGCUGCCUCAGAUUUUGUAUCAAACCUAGGGGCAAAACUGAUGUUCAUAACUGAGCUAUUUGGGAAAUGUGUAUUUUGGCACAAUAUAAACCACCUGUAAUUUAAUGUUUGUUUCUUAAAAUUGGUUCUGCUGCUUUGUUUUAAUGUAUGGGAGGUGCCCAGUCAUUUGAAGGGUCUGUUGCUGCUGAAACUUACUUGGUAUUUAAGGCUCUUUCUGGGCUCCUUCACACUAAAAUAAAUGUUUGCCUUAAAUUAUUUCUGUUCCCCCCUUAACUAUGGGUGCUAUUCAUCUAAAAUGUCUAGCAGUGCAAAAGUCACCUGCACCCACAGAGCUGCUUUCAGAUAUUCCAGGUCGCAGGGCAUUUGUCAGUGUGAAUGGGCUGGAAAAGAAUUCUUGCCUUGUUGGAGGGGUUCUUACUAUCCUGAGCCUCUCCUUUCGGUAUUCCAGUUUCCUCUACUCUUACCACAUGUCACUGUCUUGAAGUCACAAACCAAGGAAAGCAUAGCCGGGCUGAGCUCCAUAGUUCCUCAGUUCCCUGUUACCGAAUAUCCUGAACAGAAGCCCUUAAAUGUGCAUUCAGAUCCUUGCUGGCCUGCAAGAGCGAGGCUGCAUUGCACAGCAUUUAGUGUGCUUGAAAAGCCAGCAGUCGUUUUGGAGGUGCAGAGCCCUGCAUUUGAAGAAAUGCCCCCAAAAGGGACGUUAUGAUUGAGUCUUUGUUUUUUUUGAACCUUUUAAAAAUUGUACAUUUUUUUCCUUUAAUGUUAAGUAUCUUGUUGAUUAUAAUCUGUUUUCAGUUCUCAUAGUGUAUGUUUGUGUCAUAGUCCUGAGAAUGAAACCCAAUAUGAAACCAGCUCUUGAAUCUUGUCAUCUCCCUAUUACAAGGGGAGUCAGGCAGCGUCUCAUGCAGAUACGUCCUUCAAUAUCCUUUUUAAUGGUUAGGUUGAUUGGGUUCUGUGCUCUUGGUUGCCCUGUCAACUGAAAAACUAUCUUGAUAUGAGUGAGGCCGUAGCAAUGAACUUCUGUAUGUCUAAGAACAAACUCCCACAACAGCAGAUGAAUGGUGGUGGGUUUUUUUGGUCAUCACUAUGGGCAACUUCUGUCCAAGGGUUAGGAUAUGCUGGCUCUCUUGCCCAGGGAGAUGCUGGCAGUUUAUACGAUUCAGUUGUUCUUCAGGAUGAAACACUUGUCUGGAUUUGCAUCUAAAGUGAAAAUGUAAGAGUACGAUUUUGCAAGAUCUGUGUAUGUAUGUGCUGCUGUGAUCCUAUUCUUCUUUAGAAUACAGGAGGAGAAUUACCUUGCCAUCUACAUGGUUGUAAUGUAAUGGUUUGGCCUCCAGACCUACUAGUAGAUGUUAAAAAUUCAACAUGAUCCUUUUUUACCAGGAAAAGCCCCCAUCCUAGCACCACUCUCUGUUUUGAAUCCUCAUAAAUUAAAGUGAGAACCUCAUUAUAGCAGUAAGGGGAACACAAUGACCCAUUUUACACUUAUAUUAAAUUAAUGCAUCCUCUUUGUUCUCAGUAUAUCUCUGAACUCUGUCCUCUACAAGUUUAAGGAUGCCAAAAAAUUCAAGGAGUGCCCAACUUGAAUCUGAAAAUGUGUAACGCUGAAAUGGUUAAAACAAGAACUGGCUCUUCCUCUGCUGCCAAAGUGCUAAAAGCUACACAAGGGAAAUUAGGACAUGCAUAAUUAAUCUCCUUCACAUCAUUCAAAUGAUAUAAUGGUAGAGUUCAAGUUGACACUCUGUGGAAGAGAACAAUCUGUACAGUAAGUUUGACUUCAGUUACCUAGAGGUCAAAAUAUACAUGGUUUAGAGUGUAGAAUUUUAGUUUUGUUGCUUUAAAUUAAAUAAAUCCAGACUACCCAAAAUAAGAUCUACUGAUGCGAUGAUCAGUAGUCGCGGCGUUUGUGAUUAUGGUCACAAUAGUUGCAUUUAAAUCUUGCAGCAAAUGCUCAGUGCUUAAUCUCACUUUUCCAAGUCAGUGUAAGCGCUACACGUCAGAGCAAUAGUGCCAGCCAUAGAACAGGCACUGCGGCCGUCAAAGGGACAGUUUGAUGAUUUUUCAAUACCUGGGAGGGGGAGUGGCAAUGCAGCUCUCAACUGUGUUGUAGCAAUGAGGAAAAGUAAGGAUGCAAUCUAAGCAUACCUACCCGGAAGUAAGUCUCACUCAGUGGGAUUUCUUUUCAAGCAAGGAUUUUAGUAUUUAUCUGUCAGGUAUGGGCACAAAGCAAGCAAAUCCUGAUUUUGCUUUUUGUUCUAUUUUGUACUUCCUGGGGGAGCAAGGAAAAGUACUUUAGUCUUUGAAAAAUGAUCUCAUCUGACAAGAGAAAAAUUUCUCCCCAACCCUCACGAGCCUUCACCCCUACACAUCAGGUUCCUCAACCACAAAAAUUUAGACCCAAAACCAGCAGGAGCCUCGAUCUGAUAUGACACAAAUGGCAAAGACACUAGUGGUGGUGGCACCCCUGUGCAGAAGUCUCUCCUUAUGCAACAAAUGAAAUUUGCGAGCACCUAUAGAGAGAAGGAAAUAACUUGGAAUUUAGCCACUUGAAAGGCUCUACAAAUUUGCAUUUGGAAUGUUUCAGUUGUUUGUUUUUAAGGAAAAGAAAAGAACUGGUAAUUCAAAUGGCUGACCUUGAUUUUAAUUUGAUGUAUAAAUAGUAUUGCGUCUGGACAUGAACUUGGAAAAUUGUAUACUAAUGACUUGUGCGAUAAUGGAAUAACAUGGUGCAGUAUUCAGCAAUACAGGCAGUUUUGCUGUACAGUGUUUUAAGAAGAAUAAAUAAAUGAGUAUAUGGAUAUUGUUCUUAGCAUAAUCCACAUUUAAAUGGUUCUCUUCCUAUAAAAGCAUGAAUGCUACUUAGCUAUUGGAUUUUUUUAGUGCACAUUUUACUGUGAAUUAAAUAAUAAAGCAAUGCAUAUUGGUACUAUUUAAAAUAUCACUAUCCACUAUACAGACUCUGAUGCAGAAGCCCCACAAAUCUCUGAUGUACACAAAGAGCUCUUGUGCUUGCUGGCUGCCCUAACUCAUUCCAGCAGUGACAACAGAUCCAUGUGUGCAAAGGCAUGGUUGUAUAUAUCAGCGGGGGGGGGGGGUGCGGUAUAGAUUUAUCUCUGUGUGUACAUUGGUAUCCGAGUCCUAGAACAGAUGGUUGACUCAGGGUAUAAGUACACCAUACUCCAAAUCAUGGGUGUGUGACCAGUCCUGCACUGGGGGAACUCAAGAAGUGCUUGUUUGCUUGGCGCUGCAAAGGAGGAGACGGAGCUUCUGUUUUCCCUCCCACUCCUCUUUCGCCAGCAGAAAGGGUGGCUGGGGGGAGCUGUUCACCAUUUUUCUCAGGCUCCAUGUGUCCUUCCUUGGGCACGUACAGGAAGCUCCUUCUGCCUCCUCACAGCACUGAGCAAACAAGCAUUUUUUAAGGUGCGUUCUCCUGAUGUACAUUUGAUCAUGAAUCCAGUCACACACCCAUGAUCCAGCUCAUGUCAGGCGUAUUGUGUAGCUUGGCCCUCAGACUGCUAGUCCAUUCAUUCACACAGCUAAACUCAUUGUUCGACAACUUUAUGAAGAAAGGUCCCUGUCAGUUUUUUUCAGGAUGACCAUUUUUAUGAAAUGUGAAGCUAUGAGCUAUAUUGCAGCAAUAUUAUUUAUUGUUAAUUUAUUAGAGUGUAAUUUUAAAGUAAACUUAGUGCCAAAAUGCGUGUUUUUUCCAAUUAGCACCUAGUUGAGGCAUAGACAGCAGUACUCCAUUUUUGAUCUAUUUGUCACAUUGUGAUGUAAACCGAUUUCUAUAUUUCAAUUUGUUUCUUGUGAGAAUUGUUGCACUAUUUUUUUGGCCGUAUUCCAGCAGCCCACUGCAUGCCAUUUGUGUAAGGCCUCUUUCUAAAACAAAAAACACACAAAAAACUUGUGAAUUGUCUCACUCAUGAUAACCACUGAAAUUUUAACCCUUGUGUGGGAGUCUUUUAGGUUUUUGGCAAAGUAUUUUGUUACCUCAGUCUUCUAUCAAGUUGCUGUAUUUUUCAGCUUGUUACAUUGAUAAUGAUUGUUUCACUAAUUAAAAAAAAUUUAAUGUAA